AUGCCAGCUGCAUCCCGCUUCCCCGUCGAGCUAGUCCAGUUGUCGAUGAAGACGCUGGACGUGACCGACCUCGCCCGAGCCGCCACGGCAUUCCGUCUAUCUGCCUCAGAUGACUUUGCCGAAGCCGAUGACGUGGACAAGGCUUCAGUCCUCGGUUUCGAUACGUCCACAGAACUGGGAACGCGUAGAAGAUCUUCGUAUUGCACAGAUCUCUCGAUGGGCGCGAAUUCCCUACGGCUGCAAGCGCCGCGAUGUUGUAUCCAGAAAUUGUCGCAAGCUGCACCCAUUUAG
Stereum hirsutum FP-91666 SS1 is the source of this 291-nucleotide messenger RNA. RefSeq lists its product as uncharacterized. The transcript is spliced from 3 exons. Bases 1 to 291 code for a protein of 96 amino acids. The record is from RefSeq and is a predicted model, not a curated record. Lineage: Eukaryota; Fungi; Basidiomycota; Agaricomycetes; Russulales; Stereaceae.